Molecule: messenger RNA, 4632 nt
Organism: Pipistrellus nathusii (Nathusius's pipistrelle)
Lineage: Eukaryota; Metazoa; Chordata; Mammalia; Chiroptera; Vespertilionidae
Source: the annotation of a GenBank genome assembly
AUGGCUGCCGUUUAUUCUGGCAUUUCCCUUAAGCUUAAAAGCAAGAAAACUUCCUGGGAAGAUAAACUAAAGCUAGCGCACUUUGCUUGGAUUUCCCAUCAGUGCAUCCUUCCCAACAAAGAGCAAGUCUUACUGGAUUGGGCAAGGCAAUCGCUGGUGUCCUUUUAUAAGAAGAAGCUGGAGCUGAGGGAGGACAUUGUUGAAAGGCUUUGGGUCUACAUAGAUAAUGUUCUGCGUAGCAGGAAGCUGCAGCGCCUCCUCAAGGAAGGAAAGACGGUCACCCUCCAGAUCUCCCUGGUCAAGGUCAUCAACGAGAGGAUCGCCGAGUUCUCCCUCUCGGGAUCCCAGAGGCACGUCGGUGCGGUGCUCAGCUGCUGCCAGGCCAUCCUGUCCACGCCGGCCCUCGCAGUCACCUACACGGCCCGGCAGGAGCUGCUGGUGGCCCUGCUGAGCCAGCUGUGCUGGGCGGCCUGCCGGCAUCCGGAGGCCGCCGCCACGGUGACCCCGCUGUUCGAGGUCACCCACCUGGCCCUGGGCCAGUACCUCUCGGUCCAGCAGCAGCAGGUCAACCCGAGGCGGGCCUUCGGGGAGCUGACCGGCCACCUGCUCCAGCCCUGCCUGCUCCUCCGGCACCUGCUCUCGGCGGGCACGUGGGCGCAGGCCGGGCCGGGCCAGCUGCGGCCGGCGCUGAGCCGGGACCUCCGGAGUCAGCUGGAGGCCGUGCUGCGCGGCGGGGCCUUCCAGCCCGAGCUGCUCGCGUCCUACAAGGAGGAACUCCUGGACCAGCCGCCGCCCGAGGACGCCAAGAGGGGGGCCAUGAAGAGCCUGCCGGCCCCCGCCGACACCGUGAUCGCCGGGCUGGCGGACGCCGGCUACUGCGAGCCGCCCCUCCGCGCCUCCGUCGUGGCCGGCUCGGCGGCCUUGCUGUACAGGCUCUUCCUGGACGCCUACCUCAAGGAGGGCACCCAGCUCCUGUGCUUCCAGCUGCUGCCCCGGCUCUUCGGCUGCCUGCGGGUGGCCCGCCUGCCCGAGGGGCCGGAGCCGGAGCCGGGGCCGGGCCUGUCCACGUCGGACUGGACCACGGAGCUCCUGGCCGUGGAGCAGCUGCUGACCUCCGUGGCCGGCAACAACAUCUACAACAUCGCGGCCGACAAGAUCCGCCACGGGGAGGCCCAGUUCCGCUUCUACCGCCGCGUGGCCGAGCUGCUGGUCCGCCGCCCGCAGGCCUCGGUGCCCGCCUGGUUCCGCUGCCUCCGGGCGCUGCUGUCGCUGAACCACCUCAUCCUGGAGCCCGACCUGGACGGCCUGCUGGCCGCGGCGUGGGUGGGCGCCGACGCGACGGAGCCGCGGACCCGGAGGGCCCAGGAGGCCCUGCUCCGCGCCCUCUUCCAGACGUACGCCCGGCUCCGGCAGCUGCCGCGGCUGCUUGAGGGGGUGCUGGGGGCGGUCUGCCGGCCGGCCGCCGAGGCCCCGAGGCCUCCGGUGCUGGCCGCGGGCCCCGCCUCGGCCCUCCGCGACUGCCUCCUGGACCUGCCGCCCAGCCAGAUCCUGGACGCGUGGGCCCUCGUGCUGGACACGUUCCAGGCCGCCGUCCUGCCCCGUCUGCGGGGCGACGCGGACGCGGCCCUCCAGGCGCUGUCCCUGAGCGCGCUGCUGCACUGCCUGCUGGUCCACGCGCCGUGCCCGGACGCCGGCACGCCCCUGCCCGUGGUCCGGCGGACGCGGGCCGCCAUGGACCGGAUGCUCCGCGAGCUGGUGCAGCCGCUGCUGGGCCUCCUGCCCGCGCCCCGGGGCCCGGGCCCCGGCCCCGAGCUGUGGCUGCAGAAGGUCAGCGACGCCGCGCUGCUGCUGGCGCACGCCUGGGCCCAGGUGGACGCCGCGUUCGGCCUGAACUGCAGCCGGUAUGGCACCGCGGCGCCGUCGGGGGCCCCCGAGGGUGAGGCCCCGGAGCGCUCCGACCUCCCCCCGCUGCUCCCGGGCGUGGAAGCACGCCGCUGGAGGAAGAUCGAGAAAGUGGCAGCUCGCUUCGACUCCGCGGGCAGGCUCUGCCUGGAGCAGCUCUACCUGCAGAGAAUGAAGAGGACGCUGGUGCAGGCCGCCGGCUCCGCCCCGUCCGAAUCGGCCCUGGGGACCCUGCGGGCCGAUGCCGCCUGCAUCCUGGCCUCCGGCCGGGACAGCCUGGCCCGGGGGGCAGCGGCGGCGGCGGCGGCUCCCUGGGACGGGCAGGCGGGGACGGUGAGUGCGGGCACGUACCCCGUGGCGCACUGGCACCUGGUGGUGUCCAACCUCACCAUCCUGGCGCCCUACCUCGGGCCGGACGACGUGCAGGACUUGGCCGGCGUGCUGCUGAGGACCCUGCCCGUGAACGGAGCCCCGGACGGCCCCGCCGCCGCCAAGGAGGAGGAGGAGGAGGGGGAAGAGGGGGAGCCGCGGGUCACGCUGGGGAAGCUCUCCCAGGCCGUGCUCUGCAGCCCCGUCUUCCCCGAGCUGCAGACCCUGCACGCCGCCUUCCUGACCCGCCUCGCCCAAGAGUGCGCCGGCAUCCUGCGGGCGGGCGUCCGGGGGGACCCGGGGCCCCUCCGCCAGCAGCUGCCCUGGCUCUUUGAGGAGGGCCCCGGGGACGUGGCUCCUUGGGAAGCCGGGCCCGCCAAGGCGGGGCCCGAAGGUUCGGAGCCCAGGGGGGACAUGGCCCGGAGCCUGCUCUCCCUGGUGCAGGGCGGCUUCCCCGUCCGGCUGGAGGAGGGGCCGCUGAGGCGCCUCCUGGGGCUGCUGGACGUGGUGUCCGCCCUGCAGCUGGACAGCCUGGCGGCCCCCUGCCACGCACGCUACUUCCUCCUGCUGCUGUCCGCCGCCCUGGCCUCCCCAGGGGGCUCCUGCUCCCCCUCCCUGGCCCUGAGGUUCCUGACGGCCUGCUACCGGCUCCUCGGCCGCCUGCAGAGAGUCAGGAGCGCCCGCGCCAUCCUCAAGGUCAUGUACGCCAGCGACCUCUGCGAGAUCGUCCUGACCUCGCUGCUCAGGGCCUGCCGCGGGCGGCGCAUGGACGUGGACGGGGAUGGGGACACCGCCCUGUGGCGGGAGUUCCUCCAGGCGGCCGGCACCUUCCUGGAGCAGCUCCUGCAGGCGCUGGUGCAGGCCAAGCACAGCCUGGUGCUCAACUUCGGGAAGAUCCUGGCCUUCCUCUCGGAGGCGGCCGCGGGCGCCCGGCCGGGGCAGCGCAGCCCCCCCGGCCGGCAGCUCCUGCUGGUGGCGCUGACCACCCUGUGCCGCGCCCUGGGGCCCGUGGUCCGGGAGCGGAGGCCGCAGCCCGAGGCCCCCGAGGCGCUGCCAGGGCUGCUGCGGCAGGCGGUGCUGCGGACGGGCGAGGCGCUGCAGCCCUGGCCGGCCCGGGGCCCCCCGCCCACCGCCCCCCUCGCCGCGGUCAGCGCGCUCCUGGAGGCCGACCUGGGCCUGCACCCCGAGACCGAGACCGAGACGUCCCAAGGGCCGGACGGGACGCGGCUCUCGCACCCGGCCCUCUACCGGACCGUGUACUCGCAGCUGCUGGCCGAGCUGCCCGCCCUGGCCCGGGACGCCCCGGCCUUCGGGGCCGCCGCGCACUUCCUGGCGCUCUUUGUGCGGGCCCCCGAGCUGCACCCCGCGGGGGAGCCGGUCCUCGACGCCGUGUUCCACUCCGUGAGACGGGUCCUCGCAGACCCCGCUGUCCCGGCGCCGGCCGUGCAGGCCAUCGAGCCUCACCUAGGCGCCCUGCUCGCCCGCCUGCUGGAGGCCGGGAGCACCGAGGACUUCCGGGCGAUGCUGCAGUGCGUGCUCCGAGGGCUGGACCUCAGGAACGCGUGGAGCGCGGACCGGCCGGCCAUCUUGUCGGCUCUGACGCUGAUCAAGUUGCUGCUGGACUGCCCGGUCAGCGAGGGGCAGGCGAGCCUGUUCUGGCGGGCGAGCCCCCAGAUCAUCACGGCCCUGACUCUGCAGACCCGGGAGGCGUGCCAGGAGCAGCCCGCGGCCGUGACGGUGGUGGAGUCCGUCCUGGACGUCCUGGCCGUGCUGCUGCGCCGUGGGGAGGGCGCCAUCCGCAACCCGCACCACGUCAGCCUGGCCUUCGGCGCGCUGCUGGCCGUGCCGCUGGACCGCCUGGCGCCCCCGGAGCUCGGGCGCGUCUUCCCGCGGGCGCACAGCGUGCUCUUCGCCAUCCUGCAGUGCCACCCCAAGGUGAUGCUGAAGGCCAUCCCUUCUUUCCUGAACUGCUUCCACCGGCUGGUGCUGUCCGUGAUACGUGAGGGACGGCAGAGAGACAAAGGCGGCGCGGAGGACCUGCCGGGGGUGCUGGCGUGCGCCCGCCUGGUGGAGAGGAUGUACAGCCACCUCGCCGCCCGGGCCGAGGACUUCGCCGUGUUCUCGCCCUUCAUGGUAGCCCAGUACGUGACGGAGGUGCAGAAGGUCACCUUGUACCCGGCCGUGAAGGGCCACCUGCAGGGGGGCAUCUUCCUCAUCCUGGACCUCUGCAUCGAGCCCGACGUGCAGUUCCUGCGCGCCUCGCUGCCCCCGGGCGUGCGGGACGGCUUCAAGGAGCUGCACAGCGACUACGUCAAGUACCACUGCGCCAAGCACGAGGGCGAGAGGCGGUACGCCGUCUGA